This is a messenger RNA of Phytophthora sojae, 492 nucleotides long. RefSeq lists its product as hypothetical. The record is from RefSeq and is a predicted model, not a curated record. Lineage: Eukaryota; Oomycota; Peronosporomycetes; Peronosporales; Peronosporaceae. Bases 1 to 492 code for a protein of 163 amino acids. The transcript has a single exon.
AUGGAUACCGAUUCAGCGUAUAUUGCUUUCAGCUGUGAGAAUCCUUUCAAGGAUUGCAUCAAGCCUGAUCUACGCGACCAUUUCAAGCCGUACAAGUAUGACUGGUUCCCGCGCGACUAUAACUCUGAGGUAGCUAAGUUUGAUCGUCGUACCCCUGGUUUGUUCAAGGAUGAAUGGACAGGUGAUGCCAUGGUCUCUCUAUCGUCCAAGAACUAUAUUUGCUAUCUGCCAGAUGAGUCCUACAAGGUCAAGGUUUCAGCCAAGGGUGUGCAGCAGGGGCGAGGUCGUAAUGAGGAUGUACUCAAUCCAAAUGGUUUCGAGACUGUUGUACGGGAUCGAAUCACACUCCAAGGUACGAACAAAGGAUUCAGACUAUCGAAGGAAUCUAAGUCAAUCAUCACAUAUACUCAAACGAAAACAGCUCUCAACUACUAUUACGACAAGCGACAAGUUCUCUCAGACGGUAUUUCGACUAUCCCUCUACAAAUUUAA